AUGGCUCAACUCUCUGCCUUGGUCCUUCUCUGCAUCGUAUUCGUUGCGGCCACUUUUGCUCAAUCCUACGACGAUGUCAGGUAAGAAUAUUACUUAAAAGUAUUGUUAGGAGGCAAUACAACGACGGUUUAUAGUGCGGAGAAACGUGCCAUGCGUAAUGCGUUGGUUCGGUUCGGACGGGCCAGUGGUGGGAUGAGAAAUGCUCUAGUGAGAUUCGGAAAGAGAUCUUCUCUGGACGAGGACGAGUUCGCUCCGGAGAGCUCGUUCCAAGGCAAGCGGAAUGGAGCCCCGCAGCCUUUCGGUAAGAAGAGAACCUUUGCCAAAAAUUGCUUGACUGCCUGCUUAAUGUGUCGUUUUCUCCUCUGCAGUCCGCUUCGGCCGCUCCGGUCAGCUCGACCACAUGCACGACAUUCUGUCGACCCUUCAGAAGCUCCAAUACGCCGGCAACAAGUAA
This is a messenger RNA of Caenorhabditis sp. 36 PRJEB53466, 454 nucleotides long. Lineage: Eukaryota; Metazoa; Nematoda; Chromadorea; Rhabditida; Rhabditidae. The record is from the annotation of a GenBank genome assembly.